CUGUUUAACCGCCAAUAAAGCUGCAGAAGAAGAAGAACCAGGAAGUGGCAGAAAGACCCGGGAAAGUCCGACUGUUUACAGGACAUCCAGGAGAACAGGGCGGGUUCUGUCGGGUUCUGGUGGUUCUAGCAGACGGGCUUCAGGAUGCUGAUUGGUCCGGAGCAGGAGGCUCUGAUUGGCCGAGUGUUUGAGUCCUACCUCACAGAGCAUCACCAUGGCGACCUGCUGCAGCUCUCUGGAGGUCUUCCUGAGGAGAUCCACCGUCCUGUGGUGGUCAACGCCAUGACGCUGUUCGAGACCAGCAUGGAGGUUGGAGAUUAUUUCAAUGCUUUUCCUGAAGAUGUUCUGGCUGUGUUUAAUAAAGUUCUACACAGAAAAGCUGUGGAGGCGUCACAGGGUUCUCCUCUCAGACCCAACGGAGAACAAAGAAGGAACCCAAUGCUCCAUGCCAGAAUCACAGGCCUGCCGGUGUGUCCAGAGCUGACCAGAGACACCGUCCCUCGGUCCAGAGAUGUUGGACACUUCCUGUCUGUGACUGGUACCGUCAUACGAACCAGCGCUGCCAAGGUUCUGGAGUUUGAGCGGGACUACAUCUGUACAAAGUGCCGUCAUGUUUUCACGGUCCAGGCCGACUUCGAGCAGUUCUACACCUUCGUUCCUCCACAGAGCUGCUCCAACCCGGCAGGAUGUAACUCAUUUAAGUUCAGCUGUUUGUCGGAGGGCUGUGAACCUUCAUCCUGCAGGGACUACCAGGAGAUCAAGAUCCAGGAGCAGGUGCAGCGUCUGACGGUGGGCAGCAUCCCUCGCUCUGUGGUGGUGGUUCUUGAGGACGACAUGGUGGAUAGCUGUAAGUCAGGAGAUGACGUGACGGUCUACGGGGUGGUGUGUCAGCGCUGGAGGCCCCUGUUCGAAGGUUCUCGCUGUGAGGUGGAGCUGGUCCUGAAGGCCAACAACAUGGAGGUGAACAACCAGCAGACGGCUGCCACUCUGCUCAUUAAGGACGUCCACAAGGAGUUUGAGGAGUUCUGGCAGAGUUUCAAAACCGACCCCAUCGCCGGAAGGAACCACAUCCUGCUGAGUCUGUGUCCGCAGGUCUUUGGGAUGUACGUGGUGAAGCUGGCCGUGGCCUUGGUGCUAGCUGGAGGCGUUCAGAGAGUGGACUCCUCUGGAACCAAGAUCAGAGGUGAGUGCCACAUGCUGCUGGUUGGAGAUCCAGGAACAGGAAAGUCUCAGUUCCUGAAGUAUGCAGCAAAGAUUACGCCUCGGUCUGUCCUCACAGCAGGAAUAGGAUCCACCAGCGCAGGUCUGACGGUGGCGGCUGUGAAGGAUGGAGGUGAGUGGCACCUGGAGGCUGGAGCUCUGGUUCUGGCUGAUGGAGGUCUGUGUUGCAUCGAUGAGUUCAGCAGCAUCAAGGAACACGACCGGAUCAGCAUCCAUGAAGCCAUGGAGCAACAGUCCAUCAGCGUGGCCAAAGCCGGGAUAGUCUGUAAGCUCAACACUCGGACCUCCAUCCUGGCAGCCACCAACCCUAAAGGCCGCUACGACCCCAGGGAGCCGCUGUCGGUCAACGUUGCUCUGGCCAGUCCUCUGCUCAGCCGCUUCGACCUGGUUCUGGUUCUGCUGGACUCCAGGAACCCAGACUGGGACCGCAUCAUCUCCUCCUUCAUCCUGGAGGACCGAGGCCUGCCUGCUGACUCCUGCAUCCUCUGGUCCAUGGAGAAGAUGAAGGUCUACUUCAGUGUGAUAAAACAGCUGCAGCCGCAGGUUUCUGACGAGGCCAACGUCAUCCUAACGCGUUACUACCAGCUGCAGCGGCAGAGCGAUGGACGCAGCGCUGCAAGAACCACCAUCCGCAUGCUGGAGAGCCUGAGCAGACUGGCUGAAGCUCACUCCAGACUCAUGUUCAGAGAGACGGUGACCAUCGAGGAUGCUGUCAUCGCUGUUUCUGUCAUGGAGUGUUCUAUGCAGGGCGGUGCUCUGCUGGGAACCGUGAACACGCUGCUGACCUCGUUCCCGACCGACCCGGACCUUCAGUACCGGACUCAGUGCCGGGUUCUGCUGGAAGGACUGAAGCUGCCGCUGCUGCUGCAGAAGGAGAUGGACCGACUGGACAGGCUGAAGACCAGCAGCUCUGAGGGUUCCCAGUUGGACCCACAGACUGGAGACCAGCAGAGUCCGGGUUUAGGAUGGACUCUUCACAGCGUCUCUCCUGAGGACAGCAGCUUCAUCCCAGCUCCACUGUCAGCAGACCACAUCAUGACAUCCACUCAGGAGAACCACCAGAAUGUUCUGAGGAACAUUGACUUCAAACAGGACGAAGGUCCUGGAAAAAGUGUCGCCUCAGAAAACCCUCAGAAAUGGAAGGAAGAACGUCACCGAGAGAUUCAAAAGGUUUCUGAGGGUGUGAGAUUCCAACAGCAGCAGAACCAUCAUCAUCAUGCAGAGGGGGUGGGGCCUGUGGUGGAGGGGGCGGGGUCAGUAGAGACAGGUAAAUCUGCUGCAUCAGAUAAACUCCGUUCCUCGAAGGUCUUCCAUCAGAACAAACCUUCUUCUGGUCCAGAGGGUCAGUGUGAGGAUGGCAGAGACCCGAUGAAGAACCUCAGAGCGGCGCUGAAGAACCAGACGGCAGCUGAAGGUCCAUCUGACCUGCAGAAGAAGCUGUCAGGCUUCAGGUUCAGACCCACCAAGAGGAAUCCAGUCAGUCCAGAUGAUUCAGCCACAAAGAACCAGCAGAACCUGGUCAAACAUGUUCCUCAGGUCAGAGAGCAGAGAACAGCUAGAACCGGUUCUACAGCUGUGGAACUGGAUCAGAGAAGAACCACUACAGAAGCUCUGAGUCCACAGAAGAGAAGAACCAACACUGGUGACCAGACGAGAACCUUCACAGCUUUAGAACCAAACUCCAAUGAUCUGCUGAGAUCCAGCAGAACCGUGGCAUCCUCCACUCGGGCCAAACUCUCCAGGUUCUCCUUCACAUGUGCAGGUGACACUGGACAUCUGAGUUCUAAAACAAAGAGAACGCUGAGUUCUCCUGACAGUCCUUUAGGAAAGAGGAGCAGAACCCAGCAGGUUCUACCCCUCUCAGCUGCAGGAUGGAACCAGAAAGAACCUGCAACUGAAGCCGACUCCAGAACCGAGCAGACGGAGGUCCAGCAGCAGCACAGACCCAAACCGAGUGACGCUCAGGUUCCCUGUGGGCAGAACCGAAGGUGUUUUAGACGGGACCCCCCAACAGGUUCUAAAGGUUCUGCAGCUUUGUUCUCAGGACUGAGUCUGUUUGGUUCUGCUGAGCUCUCUAAUGAUGUUCUGGACACCAACUGGGACCAAGAGGUUCUGAAGAAAAGCUGAAGCCAUCAGCUCGAGAACGUUCUACAUGAAGAACCACACAGCUGGUUGUGAUGAUCAAGAAUAAAAACAUUCUAAAUUCUGAUCUCUGGGUUCUUUCCUCCUUCAGCACGUAACGGAACCAGACGUCUGGUUCUGGAAACGGAACCAGAAACAUUUCUUUCUUUCUUCAUGUUUAUGUUUGGGCUGCACAGUGGAGUAGUGGUUAGCACUUUGUCCUUGCAGUAAGAAGAUCCCUGGUUCAAAUCCCGGCCUGGGAUCUUUCUGCAUGGAGUUUGCAUGUUCUCCCUGUACAUGCGUGGGUUUUCUCCGGGUACUCCGGCUUCCUCCCACAGUCCAAAAACAUGCUGAGGUUAAUUGGUUCCUCUAAAUUGUCCGUAGGUGUGAAUGUGAGUGUGAUUGUGUGUCUGUAUAUGUAGCCCUGUGACAGACUGGUGACCUGUCCAGGGUGUCCCCUGCCUUCACCAGAGUCAGCUGGGAUAGACUCCAGCACCCCCCAUGACCCUAGUGAGGAUAAAGCGGUGGAUAGAGGAUGGAUGGAUCUUUAUGUUUGAAACUGAAUCUUUGGUUCUUUUCAAACAUUUUACAGAAAAAUAAUGUGCAGAUUCUGAAACCCACCGCAGUAACAGACAGUUUAAAAACAGUGAACGGAGGAUUUCUACUCUGCUGUACUGCAGUACACUGAAGUACUUCAUUAAUAUUCAGUGUUUACUUCUUUAGAUUUUAAUCAGCAACCAUGGUUGAAGUAAACUGUUGACUUUUUUUCAAAAACCUGUCUGAACCUCAUGGAGCUGCAGGUCACAGUAGUACUACAUUAAAUACUUCAAUAUGGAGUACUGGGUCUGAUGUUUGGUUUUUUUUUUUACUUUUUUUUAACAAGAACAUGACAAAUCUGUACACCUUUCGACACAUAAGGGACCGUUUAUCAUUUCAAGCAGCAAAUGUGUUUAUGCAUGCUCUGAUUUUUUCCCAUCUCAGUUAUUGUAUAACCUCCUGGUCACAGGCAACGAUCACAACAAUUAGUCCAGUAAGAAUGAUCUAUAACAGAGCCUUGACAAUACUGGCUAGAAAAUCUGUUAGAACCCACCAUUGUGAAGGUUUGCAGAGGUUGCACUUUCUUAAUUUUGAAAAUUUUAUAAACUUCUGUAAUUUAAAACGAAUGUAUAAAUGUCUGUACAAUCAAGCCCCUGAGGUUCUUGGACAGUUCAUUGUUCCACUUAGAGCAACAGGCUCAAGAACACGCGGAGCCUUUAAUGGGAAUGUGAAAGAGCCGAGGAGAGACACUGUGUUUGGAAGAUCUGCUUUUUCUGUUAAGGUUGCUAAACUGUGGAACUCUCUGUCACGCGAACUGAAACAAGACCGAGAUCUAGGAACCUUUAAAAAUGAACUGAAGCUGGUUUUAAAAGGGGAUCAGGUCUGCAACCAUUUUUAGAUUGACCAGAAUGUAUUUGUCUUUGUAUUAAUGGUGGUGUUCUUUUUUCUCUCUCUCUUCUGUAAAAGCCCUUCUAGGGACGGACUUUGCAAAUUAGCUCUGGCUGUAAAUGUCAUAGUGUUGUACAUGUUUAUUGUAUACGCUGGUCCCUAUUAAAUAAACAAUAAACAAAUAAACUCAAA
Acanthochromis polyacanthus (spiny chromis) is the source of this 4959-nucleotide messenger RNA. It is a transcript of the gene mcm9, whose product is annotated as minichromosome maintenance 9 homologous recombination repair factor. Lineage: Eukaryota; Metazoa; Chordata; Actinopteri; Pomacentridae. Gene Ontology annotation, biological process: double-strand break repair via homologous recombination. Gene Ontology annotation, cellular component: MCM complex; nucleus. The record is from RefSeq and is a predicted model, not a curated record. Gene Ontology annotation, molecular function: single-stranded DNA binding; ATP binding; ATP hydrolysis activity. Bases 145 to 3348 code for a protein of 1067 amino acids. The transcript is spliced from 15 exons.